AACCUUCAACAUCUUAUUAUCAUAGUAAAACAAAACAAAACAAAACUCUCAUCAUGACUCUCUCUGGACAUUGUCUAUGUGGUAAAACCACCUUUGAAAUCGCUGUUGAGAAACCCGACGCGGUAGGAUACGAUCAUUGCGAUGCUUGUCAACGACAAACCGGUAGUGCUUUCUCCUUAGUAGCUAUCGUUCCUACUGAUAAACUCACUAUCAAAGGACCAGUCAAAACUUACAAGAAGAAAGGAGACAGUGGAAAGGAUGUAGCUCGUCUCUUUUGCUCAGACUGCGGUUCUCCUAUUGCCCAUCAACCAGAUGCGGCUCCUGAAAUCACUGCUGUUAAAGCUGGUUGUUUGACCAAGGAGAUCAAACAAGGAUUAAAACCAACUUUGGAAAUUUACUGCCAAGAUAAAUUACCUUUCCUUACCCAAAAAUUGGAGAAGCCUUUUGAUGGCAUGCCACAAUAGAUGCUCAGGUGUUGGAAAUCAUCACAGAUCUCAGUUUUCUUGAUGUCACCAUGAUCUUUGUUCAAAUUGAAUAAUGACUGCUUUGAUCCGAGUGUCUUAUCGCUUCCUGAAUUCCAAAUUGUCCAGAUUGAAAAUGUCUAUCAAGGAUGAUUUCAUUCUGUGAUACUGAUCGUACAUGAAUAGUUAAUGAAACCUUGUUAUCUAGAAAUUGUGCGAAUUGAUGCAAUCUUGCGUUUAGAUAAUGAUCUUAUGCCGAUACA
Melampsora larici-populina 98AG31 is the source of this 724-nucleotide messenger RNA. RefSeq lists its product as uncharacterized. Bases 54 to 464 code for a protein of 136 amino acids. The transcript has 9 exons. Lineage: Eukaryota; Fungi; Basidiomycota; Pucciniomycetes; Pucciniales; Melampsoraceae. The record is from RefSeq and is a predicted model, not a curated record. Gene Ontology annotation, molecular function: carbon-sulfur lyase activity.